Myotis davidii is the source of this 2655-nucleotide messenger RNA. RefSeq names its product upstream-binding protein 1. The record is from RefSeq and is a predicted model, not a curated record. Gene Ontology annotation, biological process: regulation of transcription by RNA polymerase II. Gene Ontology annotation, molecular function: RNA polymerase II cis-regulatory region sequence-specific DNA binding; DNA-binding transcription activator activity, RNA polymerase II-specific. Gene Ontology annotation, cellular component: nucleus. Lineage: Eukaryota; Metazoa; Chordata; Mammalia; Chiroptera; Vespertilionidae.
AGAGAGGCUGAGAUCCCCACAGAGGCCCAGUGGGUCCAGCCCCACCCAGUGCUGACCUCUCUGUCACACACCUGGCCCGCUCCCUUUCCAAGAUGCUGUUUUGGCACAACCAGCUGGAGCACCUGUGGCCCAGUCCCGGGGAAUUGUACCCCGGGCCGCCAAGCAGCUUGCUCAGGGAGUCCCUGCCCUUGCCCUACCUGAAGCAGGAGGAGCUGCCCAACAUCCCCAGCAUGGAGCCUCCCUGCCCCUCAUUCCAGUACGUGCUCCGUGCGGCCACCUCACCAGCCGUGAAGCAGCAGGAGGAGGCCCUGACCUACCUGAACCAGGGCCAGUCCUAUGAGGUGCAGAUGCUCUGCAACUCCAAGCUGGGUGACGCCACCCAGUGGCCGCGGCUGCUGAAGAGUGUGGUGCGUGUGGUGUUCCAUGACCGGCGCCUGCAGUACACGGAGCAGCAGCAGCUGGAGGGGUGGAGAUGGAGCCGGCCUGGGGACCGCAUCCUGGACAUCGAUGUGCCAUUGUCCGUGGGGGUGAUAGAACCCCAGGUGCUGCCCUCACAGCUCAACACAGUGGAGUUUCACUGGGACCCAACCAAGAGGACCUCUCUCUUCCUGCAGGUUCACUGCAUCAGCACUGAGUUCACUCCUCGGAAAAAGGGUGGAGAGAAAGGCGUCCCCUUCCGCCUCCAGAUUGACACUUUCAAGCCCAGUGACAAGGGGCUUCCACCUGAACACCUACAUUCAGCCGGCUGCCUCAUCAAGGUGUUCAAGCCCAAAGGAGCUGACCGGAAACUGAAAACCGACCGGGAGAAGGUUGAGAAACAGCCCCUGCACGAGAGAGACAAGUAUCAGGCUGCCUGUGAGAGCACGGUCUUCGUGGAGGAUGAUCACAGCCCCCCCCCACCCCCCGGAUUCCACCCGCUUCCUGCAAAGACCAACUUCAAGACCCCUUGGAGCGGCCACCUUCCAGGCCGCCUCUCCUGUGCCAGCCGCUGCCACCUCACUGCGGCUCCUCUGCCCAGAGCAGCUGCUUUCCUGCUGCUGCCUCUGCCAGCUCCGCGGAAGCCUGCCCAACUCCCCCAGGCAGCCCUGCAGUGUUCACCAUGGCCGGAGCCCAGUGCAGAGCCCCACCUGCCUCUCAGCCCUCAGGCUCUGACCUCGCCCCACUCCUGCAAACUCCUGUCCCCGGAGCGGCUCUGCUGCUCACCACCAUUCAUCUUGGACACUUUGGGGGGCAGCCCAGCUGAGGUGAGACUGGAGCCUCCAUCCUGGAGGCAGCAGUGGUUACAUCGCCACCGGUUCUCCAGCUACUGCCGGACACUAGCCAAUUUCACAGGCACCGAUCUGCUGAAGCUUACCCGGCAGGACCUGAUCCAGAUCUGCGGGGCUGCCGACGGGAUCCGCCUUUUCAAUACUCUUAGAGCCAGGCCCAUCCGUCACCGGCUGACUUUGUAUGUGGCUCAGGAGGCCUCUAGGCAAGAGAACGAGGUUCCUAAGAACCCGGAACCAGGUUUUUAUCAAGAGAUUUCUCUGGACGAACUCAGCGCCAUUGAACUGAUGGGAAAACUGGCAGAGCUCUUGAACCUCCCAGCCAAUCAGAUCCACCGCCUCUUCCACCAGGGCCCUGGGGGUAUCCUCAUUCUCCUUAGCGACCAGGUGGUUCAGAACCUUAAGGAUGAAGCGUACUUUGUGGCCGUGGUGAGAAAAGGUAGGAGUUUUAGAAGGAGACACCAGUUUUGUGUCAGAGACUGAGAUCAUAUAGCAAAAAGACAGCUAUUUAUUGCUCAGGAAAAACGUGACUGAAUAAAUGCAUUCUCAUAAGUGUAUUACCAUGGAAGGUAAGCCCCCCCACCCCCCCUUUCCCAACCCCCACAAACUGCAACAACCAAGCGGAAGGGCAGGUGCUUGCUGACCAGUCAGCGGGUAGUCCUGGUCCUCUGGAUGCCUGCCCGGCCCCUCCUGUGAUGCCACAGUGCACAGGGCGGCUUCCUGAGAAGGUGGAUGGGAGGCGAGGGGAAGACACUGGGGUGCGCAGGUGCGCUGCAGGCCGCUCACUGUUGGGAGCGCAUCCUGGUGGUGGUUGGGGGCAGCCUCACCCCAGUGGUGCCCUUUUUACUGCUUUCAGUGCAGAAUCCAGAUGGCUACUACCUGGUGCUGACCUAAGCUCAGGGACGCCCUGCUGCAAGAGGAAACUGAUGCCAGCCUGGUUCUCCAGAAAAUCCUCGAUGCUUCCCCAGGCUCCAGGUGAAGAGCCGGACCGUCCUGUACCUCUCCCCUGGGGAGGCAGCAAGCAGCCCCAGGCUCACAUUUCUUACUGCUCGGCAGCAAGUUAUUAGAACCUGGGACACAGCUUCCCAAGAUGAGCUAAACUGGCCAAGCCUUGUGAGGCAAGAAACCUGGCAAUAUGGAUGAGCUUUUGCCCCAAGCAGUGCUGCUGAACAAUGAGUGAAUUUGUGUUUAAAAUUCUACUCACCUCUUCCUUUUUUGCAAAUUAAUUUAAACAGGACUGAUCCAACAUGGACAACUGCUUGUACCCCUGUAACCCCGGCGGCCUCACCCAAAUUACCAACCCAGACCAGACCUUUACCACGUGCAGAAUGAGUGGAUUUCAAGAGAGGUCUAUGAAUUCACAGGUUCCCUGAGGGCAUUUCAUGGCAGG